Molecule: messenger RNA, 787 nt
Organism: Hibiscus syriacus
Lineage: Eukaryota; Viridiplantae; Streptophyta; Magnoliopsida; Malvales; Malvaceae
Product: 50S ribosomal protein L3-1, chloroplastic-like
Exons: 3
Coding region: 89-787 (232 amino acids)
Biological process (GO): translation
Cellular component (GO): ribosome; chloroplast envelope
Molecular function (GO): structural constituent of ribosome
Source: RefSeq, a predicted model, not a curated record
UCUUUUUUUUCUCUCAAAACCCACAAAAACCCAGUUUUUGGUUGCCUUCAAAACUACCCAGAAGAGGUCUUCUUCGUAUAUAGUCUCAAUGAGUACGGAAGCAGGCGUUGGAGUGAUGGGCACAAAGCUUGGAAUGAUGAGUUACUUUGAAACCGAUGGAACAGUUGUUCCAGUGACUGUCGAAGGUUUCAGAGAAGGAAAUAUAGUGACCCAAGUUAAGACAUCGGCUACCGAUGACUAUGAUGUUGUUCAAGUUGGGUACAGGAGAGUUAGAGACAAGAAGCUGACGAAGCCUGAGUUGGGCCAUUUGGGGAAAGCUGGUGUUAUUCCCAUGAGGCAUUUGCAGGAAUUUAAGUUGCAAAGUGUGGAGGAGUUUGAGACUGGUCAGAAGUUAUCUGUUGAGGAGAUUUUCAAGGAAGGUGAUCUUGUCGAUGUCUCUGGGACCACUAUUGGGAAAGGAUUUCAAGGGUUUUUCUUUGAAAGCUUUAGCUUCCUUUACCAUAAUGUGGGUCUUAUUGGUUUGGCAAUUCAAAUUCCCUAUUGGUGGAAUAGUCAUACAGCAUUGGGGUCUAUUGGUGCCGGAACAACACCUGGUCGUGUGUACAAGGGGAAGAAAAUACUUGGUAUAAUGGGAGGAAGCAAAAGAAAGAUCAGAAAGCUCAAGAUUGUGAAAAUCGACAAUGAGCAUCGAGUCGUGAUGAUCAAAGGUGCUGUCCCUAGUAAGCCUGGAAAUCUGCUACGUAUAACCCCGGCUAAGAUUGUUGGGAAGAACAUACCAAAGAACUAG